AUGCAAGCAAUACCCAAAGUUUUGAAGGCAGAGCAUUCUCCAAGAGUUCAAGAUUCAGCAUUUCCUCCUUUUAAAGUAGAGCAUAAAUAUCGUGGAGUUUAUGAACGUGCUGGAUUUGAUAUUUAUAAAGGAGAUAAUCGAAGUAGACAUACUAGUGGAAGUAAUACUCCUAAAACCAUGGCACAUUCAACUUUUUCAUCGAGUUCUGGUGAUUCAUACAAGAAGUCAGGGAAAUUCAAUCCUUAUGAAGCAAAACGUAACAAUAGUCAGCCCAUCAAUGCAUACCCUCAACAGAAAUUUACUGCCAGAAAUAAAUCUCAUGGGGAUUUAUAUAGUAAACCAACAGAAUAUCCAUCGAAUGUUCAAUCAUCAGGUCCCUAUCCCCAUUCACAAACUUCAUCAGGUCCUUACCCUCAUUCACAACAAUCUGAUGGUUAUUAUCCUAGAAGUCAAUCCCAUACUCAAAUUCCUACUCCACCUCAAGCUGAGAAGCAUUUCCAACCCCCAUUGUCGGCAAAACUGCCAGUUUAUCAAUCAUUCACUCAACCUAAUACUGCCGGAAGCAAUGAAGAUUUGAGUCCAAGAAAUUAUUCAGGUUCAACAGCCGUUUCUUCAUAUAAUGAUGGGCCCUUAGUAUUGAAACAAGAUCUUUCUAAAGUUGAUACCAAUUCUGAUUUUAACUUCAGUCCCCAAUCAAACCAUAAGAAUGUUAUGGGAUUGUCAUUGGAUUUGAAACAAAGUAAUUAUUCUCCAACUCAAUAUGAUGGCGCUGAAGAAUUGAGUGAAACUUCAAUGGAUGAUUUAGGCCAUAGAAAAUACGAAGAUACUAACAAUACUACAAUGAAAGAUUUUAGUCAAAAUGUUAGUGUGAAUACUUUGGAAUUAUUGGAUACUCCAGAAAAGAACAAAAGGGCCAAUGGAACUCAAUUGCCUUCACCUCCAAGAACAGGUUUCAGUUCCAGAUUAUCAGGAGAAUUAAUGAACUUUAAGAAUGAUUUCCAACAACGUGAAAUCCCAUCUAUUGAAGUCAAUAGAUUCUCUUAUUCCAAUAAACCUAAUGAUUCUAAUCCAUUAGAUGAAUUUGAAAACUUCAAAAAGGCAAAAGCUCAAGAAAGUAAUGAUUUAAAUAAUGAUUAUCAGAAAUUCUUGAAUAACAACCUUGAACCUUCAACCCACGAGUUCAGAAAAAGUCAGUUAUCAAUGGUUUCCUCAAUCAUUUCCAAAGAAUCUCAUUAUUCUGAUGAUGAAGGAGAAUCUGAAGUUGAGAGGGAACUUGAACGUCAAUUAGAAAGUUUGAAAACUGGUGGUUCUUCUGAAUUGUUAACUGGUAUGAGACCAAGACCACCACCAGCUGUUGAUGAAAUUGCCCAUGAAGAGAUUGAAAAUGACGUGGAAGAACUUGGUUCAGAAGCUAAUCCUAUAACUUUCGACAAUCAAACCAUACCGACAAUUACAAUUGGUAAUGAAUCAGAUUUCAAUGAUGUUGAAUCAGUAGAAUCAAUCAAACCAUUAUCAGUACGUCAUUCUAAAACUCAUAAGAAUUUCGAAUUACCUGAUAUAACUCAAACUCCCAAACAAGAUCAUAAUCCCCAAUUGGAUGCCCCAUUGGACAAUGUUCCAUAUCCAACCCACGAAUUAGAUUCACCUCAAGUUCCUUAUCCAUAUAAAUCACCCGAAUUCGAUCCUGUGUUCCCUAUUGGUUCAUCACAUGAGUAUCCACUUGAAACAGUCAAACUUGACAAAGCACCACCUAAAUUAAAAUAUCCACCUGGUUCAGGUCCUUGUAGAUCAUGUAAUCAAAAGAUUUCUCCUAAUGGUAGAGGUUUAGAGAAAGCCAUUUAUUCAAAAACUGGAGAAUUAACUGGUCAAUGGCACAGAGGAUGUUUCAAAUGUUCAUAUGAAAACUGUGCUAUAAAUUUCAAUAAAGAAGUUCAAUGUUAUGUUCUUGAUGAUGAGGCUUAUUGUAAUCAUCAUUAUCAUCAAUUGAACAAUUCUUUAUGUGAAAGUUGUAGAAUUGGUAUUGAAGGUGAAUGUAUUGAGAAUGAAAUUACUCAAAAAUGGCAUUUACAUUGUCUCAAAUGUACCAAAUGUUAUAAUAAUAUCACAGCCGAUUAUUAUCUUAUCAAUGAUACGAUAUUCUGUGAAGCUGAUGCCUUGCCUAUAAUAUCAGGUGAGGCCUUAUACAAUGAUAAUGGUAACAUGACAAGUCUAUCAACUACUGAUAAAAUUGAAAAAAGAAGAACCAGAUUAAUGCAUAUUGAUAGUUAA
Molecule: messenger RNA, 2268 nt
Organism: Yamadazyma jaroonii
Lineage: Eukaryota; Fungi; Ascomycota; Pichiomycetes; Serinales; Debaryomycetaceae
Source: the annotation of a GenBank genome assembly